Messenger RNA from Chilo suppressalis (striped riceborer), 10024 nucleotides. NCBI's taxonomy places the organism in Eukaryota, Metazoa, Arthropoda, Insecta, Lepidoptera, Crambidae. The record is from the annotation of a GenBank genome assembly.
ACACUGUGGAGCAGCGAUCAAGCGACAUUUUGAUUAUUUUUUCCAUGUAUUGCCAUGCCAUUGUAAAGUACCUUUAUCUAUUUGUUUCACAUCGUACGUAAUUAUUCGCGGGUGUCGUGGCCAAAAAGCGUUGCAGUAUAGUUAAAAAUGAUUAUUUAGGACGUAAACUCCUAUGUGACGCUAAGAUUCAAUCGUUUACGUGGGCAAAUUUCUAUUUGUAUCGGGUUUUCAGUAGUUGCGAUGUUUCAUUGUGUGGACGCAUAGGCCUGAAAGUUGUGUACAGUUAGUCGCGAAUAGGGCGUCGGCGUGUCUUUAGUGGCAGUGGUGUUCACGGAGAGAGAUGGCGAUGCCUGAACAGUUUUCACUGCGAUGGAACGACUUCCACUCAAAUCUAUCACAGUCGUUCCACGCACUUUUAGAAGGCGAAGAUCUGGUGGAUGUGACGCUGGCCGCUGGUGGCCAAUACGUUCACGCACACAAACUCAUCCUCUCAGUCUGCAGUCCAUACUUCAAAGAGCUUUUCAAGAUGAAUCCAUGUGACCACCCUAUAGUUAUUCUGAAGGAUGUGGCUCACCAAGAGCUCAGGCAACUUCUUCAAUUCAUGUAUCGUGGUGAAGUGCAUGUUCGUCAACAAGAACUGUCAGGGUUCUUGCACAGUGCUGAGCUCCUACAAGUCAAGGGCUUAACUGGUGGUCAUGAGCGAAGUGAAUCUCCGCCACCAGUGUUGGAAGAUACUCCAAAAUCAAAACCAGUUAUGCCAGAGCCAUCUAGUGAUAGUCAACAAGAGUGGGUACCUGGUGGAGAGGACACCAUUGCCACAGAAACACCUGCUGAACCCAAUGUCGCAAAUACGAAAGAAGAAGCAGCCAGAAGCCCACUGAAACGGUCUGUAUUGUUGAAAAACACCCCAAAUAAGAACAGCUACAAUGUUAAAAAGAAGCCACGACCCGCUACUAAUGACAGCCCUACUCAUGCUGAAAACUCUGACUUCUCAUACGACAAUGAACCGCUAAUUGACUUCGACAACGAUCUAUUUCAUAGUGUGAUGGUAUUGCCAGAGUCUGCUAGUGAAUCAGGUUGGAACACCAAAUCGGGCGGAGUGAAGUUGCGCGGCGUGAAGUGUCCGUCUUGCCACCGGUUCUUUGCGAAUCGCUAUAACCUGAAAGUACACAUUAGGGAUAAGCACGACACAAGGGAAGGGACGCUUCAAUGUGACAUUUGUCAGAAACGUAUGCGGAAUCCGUCGUGCCUGCGAGUCCAUAUGUAUCACCACCGUAAACAGGCGGCGUAUCUUGCGCAACUCAGCAACCAAGGCGAUCAGAUGAAACAUGUGGUGCAGAAUAUGGUGAAAUGGCGCAGUGAGGGAUUGAUGGGCAAUGCUGAUAUGAAAGAUGCUGACAAAGUUCCCAACAUGGCAAUAUGGCGUACCGAAGGUUCGAUCGGCAACAUGGAUUUCAAGGACAUUGACAAGUAUGUAUUUUCGCUAUUAUUAUACGCAUUUGGUGAUUUAGCGAUCUGUAUUUUUGAUUAAUGUUUAGCGAUAUAAGAAUGCUCAGCGUCUUCGUGUGUCUAAAGUUUGCCAUGCGAAUUUUAGGUGUCAAUUUAUGCUUUUAUUUUUACUUCAAUUAUUUUGAAUAACUCGUGAUAUUCUCUGGUUCUUAGUUUUUCAAUCCAUGUAGCCUGUCACUUACGACAGCGUUUAGGAGUAUCUCCAAAAAUAUUAAUGAUUAACCAGCUUAAGGGAAUAAUGUCCAAAAUGUCUAUUAGCACAAAAUUGUGACUGAGUUGCGGUUGUCAGACAAUAAACAUGAUAAUUAUGCUAUUACAUGCGGAUUCUAGUUAUAAGCUGUCUUUUAAAAGAUACCAAGCGAAUCGACUUAAGAUUAUGCAAUAUGUGCUGCGAAUAUUGUAAUUUCCAUGACUAUUAUCUUUAUAUGUAGCGUUCAAAGCGGAGGGCAUCCUAUAUUGUUUAAAUAUAAUAUAAUAGUAUUUAUAAACAAAGAUAUGGUAUCUUCUUUCCCGCACUGGUCGAGACAGAAGAGCACAAAUGUACAGCUCGGAAAUCUUUACUUGCUAACUUCAUAGAGUAGAUAGUUAAAGUCGAUCGACAGAGGAGGCACUUGUGGAAACUUGUGGAACAACUAUUGUUACCAGACAGGCUGAAGGUGACUUUAUCAUAGUUUGGCUAUCGCGAACCGGUUUUUGUAUAGCAAAUCAGUUUAAUAGAUUUCAGGUCAGGUUCUUUGUCGUCUUGCCAUGCAUGUACUCUGCAAGACAAAAUGUAGAGUCAUAUACUUAAAAGGUUUGUACGAGCGCAUUUUCAGAACGCGUUCAAUCCAGUGGUUAGUGUUUCUAACUAUACGAGUCUCGAUUUGUAUUACCAAUUUAAAUCUAACGCUAUAACGCUUAGAGCACAAAUAAUAAAGUAACUCGAUUAUUCUAAAAAAAAAUCUCCGAAGCGCUUCUGCAAACAUUACAUUACCAAUCGGUGCCAUUGGUUUUAUUUCUCUAACGUGUGAUAAAAGUGCUGAUACGAACGUGUCUUAAGAUCCGUUUAUUUUUACGCUACGUAAUUUAACCGUGCUAAGCAACUUUAUUUUAUUUACUGCACUCAUUUUCACUUUGGCAUUGCGAGAUAAGUUCAUUUUUUUAUGUAAUUAUAGUAAAUGUAUAAUAUUUACCUUGUAUUGAAUUGCUUAGAUAUUUUUUGAAUUUCUUUAAAAUAACAACUAUUGCUAAGAAAUGAAUCCAGAAUAAACUUACUUUAUAUUGGAGAUUGAUAAAUUGAAACUGACUGUGACGUACGUACGUACUGUGUUCGCGGAAAUGAGUCAGUGGAGCGCUUUCUUUAUUACACAAACCUUACCACCAUCGAGCACCGCCGAGCCGAUACCAAACUUGGACGAUUUGCAUCGCCCCGAUUCACCGCUCAGCAAACAUGAAGCGGAACCGCCGACCGUAUGAUUAACGACCAACAUUGUGUGCGCGCGCCCCGAUCUAGCGGACCCCACGCACCUCUUCAGGAUGUUCACGCAGCAGUGCUAUUGGAAGAAGGGCGUCUUCAAAACCAAAUACCAUAAAAUGUGAACGUUACGCCACUCUAAACACGACAAUCAUACUACGUACUCAUAAUAAGGGGCGACAAAUAAACAGCACUCAUGCAAUCAUACUAUUCCUUAUAGGGAGUGACAAAAAACGGCACUCUACAUACUUCAUCAUAUUACUCAUAAUACGCCAUAUGUACGGGGUGACAAAAAAACGGCACUCUACAUACUUCAAUCAUAUUACUCAUAAUACGCGAUGUGUACGGGGUGACAAAAAAACGGCACACUACAUACUUUAAUUAUACUACUCAUAAUACGCGAUGUGUACGGGGUGACAAAAAAACGGCACUCUACAUACUUCAAUCAUAUUACUCAUAAUACGCGAUGUGUACGGGUUGACAAAAAAACGGCACUCUACAUACUUUAAUUAUACUACUCAUAAUACGCGAUGUGUACGGGGUGACGAAAAAACGGCACUCCACAUACUUCAAUCAUACUACUUAUAAUACAUGAUGUAUACGGGGUGACAAAAAACGUCACUCUACAUACUUCAAUCAUACUACUCAUAAUACGCGAUGUACCUAUAUAGGGUGUCAAAAAUAAACUAGAAAAUAAAACAAACACUUAUACAAGAAGAAACGACUUGAGACGACGACGUAUACCUUAGACGACGAAGCCUGCGCAGUAGCAAUUUUACAUACAAAUAGUCUACUGCGCAAGUUUGUUAGUGGAUGGUUUGUCUCAAGAAGUUUGUAAGACAAGUUGAAUUCUUUCUAUUCAUUUCAAGGAAAACGCUAACCUAAACCUCCUUAUUACAAAAUGUUGACUACAGUUAUAACCUGUUGAAAGAUGACACUGUCACGCUUGUUUACUAAAAAGAAGACAAAGGCAGUGAUUUCGUUUUUUGUAUAUUGUUUUAAACAAAAAAUAGUUUUUUGUGUUUGUACAAAACAUAGCCUAUUUUAUAGCUCAUUUUCGAACUUUUACAAGUUCAAAAAUAAGCUAUAAACAAUGAAGUCGUAAUUUAUUAUGUGUAUCAAUCAUUUUGAUUAUUUUUUUGGAACUGAAAAACUUAUGACAUUUGUGAUUAUAAAGUUUAUUGCUUUCUUUUGAACUGAAUAGAAAGAUGACUUUUUGGCUUUUCUUUAUGGCACCAUGUACAUGGCGAAAUUCAUAAACCUUGCUCUAAUUCACAGAGUGCUGUCGACCAUAUUACUCGUAAGUACGUAUACGUAUUAGUUUAUAUACAUUAUACUCUGUAUCCCUAGGUACGUACGGUGUAGACUUAUAUCUUAGUUUCAAUCGUUAGCAGGAUAAAAUAAUAAGAAUGGCAGGUUUAGAAUCGGAUGUAACGGCCCAAGGUUAUCGUCAGUAUUUAUACGGUGCUCUUGAUCGAUUUUAAAUGUUAUUUUUGAGAAUUUUUAUUGCGGUUUUGAAGCGCAGUUUAAGAUGAUGACCCGAUAUCGAUAUACAAGUAAAGAGGGCAUCUAAAUGUAUUUAAGGAAAAAAAUCAAAUUCGUCUUUAAAACAUGAGAUUAUCGGAGUACACUCCGAAAUUUAGUUUAGCGUUAAAGUGAUUUGAUAUUUUUAAGAGGUCCUACCUCUAUUUGCACUGUUGCGUCGAACAGACGUUUGCACAUUCCACCACACAAUUUCCAAAGACUGAAGCAUCCGUAGGAAAAUAUAUAAGUAAAUAAUAGACUCGAGUUUGCAGUAUGUUAAUUUAUAUUGUGUAUCUUAAUUCAUACAAACAGGGUGUGUAACAUUAAAGAGGUACAAUAAAUGGUGUCACUUGUGCACGGGGUGCCAUGUGAACGAUUGCAUAGCUUUGUAAAUAUGCAUUAAAUAUGGUUGAGCUGAUGGAACUUUCGUCGUUUCAUUGGUUGUCGGUCGUUUCGUAUCUUGGUGAAGCGACAAUGGUGUCGCACGCAUAUUAUUAUACCUAUUGAUUGAUUGAAGUAGUCGAUUAGUGGACUGAACACGUUGUGUUUCGGCUACAUGUGUAGCAGUGAACUGGUCGAAUUAAAUGUUUUUACAAAGACACACCGUUUGAUAGGUUAAAACGGUUUGCAACAUCGAAUACUUAAUUGUGUCACAUAAAUUAUUUAUUUUUGAUUAUCUAUCUGACUAAAUAGAAUUUCGUUUAAUUUACCCCGGCACCAUACCUAUUCCCAUUUUUUUGAUGAUAUUUUACACUACUAUUUAUAAAUUUUAGAAAGUUAUAUAAAUGGUUUCCUUCUUGCUGGAAUUGGACUCUUUAGUAUUUUGUGUGGCUAAUUUGCUAUCAGAAUAGUGUCAAAGUUACCUUUAUUAGUUAAACCAAUGGUCAAAUUUCACGCGUAAGAAAAUGCGUAACUUUAAUAACAAAAUACUGUUGAGGAAAUUGAAUAAACGGUUUAUUAUUAAAAAAAAUAAGAUAACUUCAUAUGUCCUUUGCUAGGUUCUGCUGACGACUUCAUCUGCAUGGACUUAAAAGAUUUUAAUUAUUGACAGUUCUUAUACCUCAAUGUGCAAAUUAUUAAAACUUAUUAAUUCACUAUGUGCAUAAAUUAAUAAAAUACAAACAAUACCUUUCGCAUUUAUAUAAUAGCAAUGGGAUGAAAGCCUCUUUACAAUAAUUUAUAAGGCCUUGAAGCGAUAACUAGUAUAAACAAUAUUGAGAUAUUAAUAUUUAUGUUACUUUUUAGGAAGACAUUUGGGUUUUAGUUAAAUUCUUAACGUUGUAUAUUCUUCGACGAUAUCGACUUUUAUUUAAAAAAAAAAUGUAAAUCAAGUUUGCCCUUAUGUGCACACCCCAAUUUUAAACAAGAAACUAUUAAAGCCCAUUUCCAUAUGCGCUGUUAAACCGCCUUUAUACAAUCCACACAUAUCUCACAAAUUUAAUUAUACUGUAUCCAAGUUAGACACGUCAUGAAGUUUUAAUCACGUUUUGUGAUCAAACCAGAUAUGAACAUUGUUAACAUUUUAUAUUAUUUUGUACGUUUUUCCCUAAUAAUUUUGUGUAUCCUUUCGUAUACUCUACAGUUCAUCAGAUUAACAAUGAAGUCGGUUAAAAAGUACCUGACUUUUCACUGCAUUAUACUCUUUAAUGAAGCGUGAAACGGCUCAUUAAAUAUUGCAUUGAACAAAUCCGGAGAAUCUUGUUCUUAAUUUUUUAAUUUCGUCAAAAUAACAAAAUCGUAGUCGUGUUAUCUAGGGUUUUAUUUACUUUACAUUUAUGAUAUCAUAUUAUCUGAUGAAUAAAAUCAAAUUUACAGCAAGUGUUAUUAAUAAUAACUUUAAAAUCUCACGAUGUGUCACAGGUAUAUCACAAAUACGAAAGUACAAUUAUUAUUUUAUGUAGGCAGCUAGAUCGAACAAGAGGUAGUUUUUAUUAUUUUAAGUUAUGUGUUGCCAUUCAUUACAAAGUGUACAGAUAAGAAAAAUAUUAUAUUUUUACGUCCGAGCUGAUUGUAGAAUAGCUCGGCUCUGCGCACCAUCGACAAACAUAACCUUACAGUACAAAAUACGAUAUUUGUGUAUAAUAAAAUAAUCAUUUAUAUGAAUGUAUGCUUUACUUAGUUUUAAGUUCUUAUUACAUUAACAUUAGGUCACGUUUAGUUAAGAACAGAACAAUUUUAUACGUACAAUAUUAGUCGAUAAGCGUGUAUACAUUUUUUUUUACAAUAAUUAUAAUAAUGAUGUCGAUCAUUAAGUAAGGGUUGUUUAGGAUUAAUAAGAAUAUUAUUUACCUCAACGUUCGAAAUGACUGCUUUCUUGUAAGAUAUCGUCUUUGGUUCACCGUGUGUUUAUGUCGAAGUAUAUAAUUUUAAAAAAGUCCUACAUAAUAAAUUUUACGUUAUUUUAAUGAUGAAUAUGUGACGGGCACUAGAUAAUACAACAUUAGUGACGUUCAGGCGAGCGUCGUGCUAGUUUCGAAUGAUUAGGCAGGUGUCGACCAAGUUGUGAGUUUCGAGCUUGGAAAAUAAGCUUUAAUGUAUGGAGACACAUCCCAUCGUAAUGAAGUCGGAAAUAAUUUGUAGUCAUUAGCUCUCUUCGUGGUGAACCUGUGGACGCGGGCAAUAGAAGAGAAAUUAUAUCGUAGGCCGGUGCACCCAGCGAGUUAUGUGUACAUUCAGAGACCAAAAGAACGUCUAUAAAAUUAUGUUGUAAUUUUUCUUAGUCUAAAAGACGUCUACGGGGUUUUGUAUUUGUAUAUUUUGCAUCUCGUUCUGUGGUCACCGAGGCCCGAUGGUGGUUAUAGUUUUUAUUUUAUUUUUAAAAUAUAUUAAACGUACACGUCCGAUUUUUGAUGUAUUUUUUACGGUUUGGGUAAUCUAACCAUUAUGUUUAAGGGGUAAUAGAACUAACAACUUCUUUAUAUGUAAGAAUAUUAUCUACAUUCCACUAAGUAUAAGUAUGUGUAAUCAACCUGAUAUUAUGGUAGUUUUUAUAAACAAAGUUUUUUUUUAAUUUAAGAUACAUGUAGUGAUUUCAGUUUAAUUGAAGAAAACAAUGAUAUUAAAAGGAGAUUAUUUUAAAAUCUUAAGUAACAUUCCAUGAUUUGGUAGCUGUAUAAUAUACGAGUAUAUAGGUUUAGCAUUUAUAAUAUUUUUUACCAAAUUUUUUUUAUACCAAUGCUCUUUACAUUAUAGUAAAGUUAUAUAACGUGAUCAAGACGCACCUGUUUUGUGAAAUGCAACAUCGUGAAUGCAUCCGUACAUUAAUAUUUUUAUAUACCAUUGCUUAUGUGUGCGUUCAGGAUGUUGUAAUUUCGUAAGUUAUAAAUAAUAUGUUUUUAAUACUCAAAAUGUGUGGCAAAUAGGUUAUGUCCUCGCAUAUCUGUUUGCAAAUGUAUUUUCUGGACUGGUGGAGUUUAGAUGAUCCUUUCAGUUGAUGUUGUCAUUCAUUAAACAUACAAAUGUAUGUAUAUGACCAAUCACAAUUUUUUCAAGGUCUUUACGUAGUUUACUGGUGUCGAUUGUCUGAACUCUCGUGUUAUUCCUUUAAUUCAGCUAUGCAAUGUUUAUGUAAUCUCACAAAUGAUAUUAUUGAAGAAUCAAUUGUACAAGGCUUAUAAUGCGGGUUUACAAUUUCCCUCGGUUAAUACUCCUUAUUUCAAACACAUUCCAAGUUUAAAAUCUAAACAUUCCAUACGUUAUAUUUAAUUAUUCUUAGAAGUUUGUGCUCAAAUAUAAAAUGUCUAUUUAUACAUUAAUAUUAUGAUCUGUAUGUCCAUGACAUUUCUAGUGUAGCUCUCAUAGUAUCUAAGUUAUACCCAGCCCGCCUUACAAUUUUAGUAUAUUGUUGUCUCCAACUUCACAUGAUGUUGGAAAAUUGAAGCAAUAAAAUUUUUGUGUGUAUCCCACCCAAAAACGAAGUCAUGUGGAGUUGAAAAUUUACAGUCAACAGGUCGUGGUUGUCAUUAUGUAUCCUUCGCCAUAAUAACGAUAUAUAAUCUAGUUUAUAUACUCUAAUAAUAUUGUGUACCUUUAAAGGGAUAAUCUUUAUGUAUCUUAAUGUAAGUCUUCAGUUUUCUCGUUCCACAUGCCACAAUGUAAAUGUACUUUACAUUGGUUCUAUGGAAAGCAAUAUCUUUCGAAGCAACAUAGGGACUAUAUAGUUUCGUGAUAUUUUGUCGUCGUAUUGUGGAUUUGUAAGCGAUUUUGAAAUAGCUUCGUUAUCGAUGUUGGAAACGUGAUACGUUUGAUUAAAUAUAACAAAGACAAUAAAUUGUCUACGAUUGGCCAGUAUUUAUCAAGACUUUUGAUAGUUCAGUAUGCAGUGAUAUUGUUCGUCCCUUUUGAGAUAGAAUCUCAGAAAACAAGGCUGCUUUUUAAAGAAAUAAAUUGUAGUUUUAAAAACUUUUAAGCAAUCAGGUGUUGUGGUAUAUAUUAUAUGAACUGAUGUGAAAUUUGGGUUGUGUACCUAAUUGUUCUAUAAUAAAAAAAAACGUUUUUUUUUGUGUAUUCUAAACAGUCACAUUUGGUGGGACGUUUGUAUUUUCUUAAUAAUGUAUGUGUAUGUAAAUUAUAUUAAUUAAAACAAUUUGAUGGAUGUAACAAUAAUUUAGUACAAAAUUUACUUACCUACCUUUACAUUUCGAAAAACUACAUAAAUCGCAGAAAUAUAUUUAUAUUUGCCAUGCAAUAGUCGACUUAACUGUUAAUAGGUAGAGGUUCAAUUUGUGAAAAUUUAUUAAGAUAAUGAGACAAUUCAAAUUAUUGGAAGAAUUAUAACUCCAUUGAGAUGUUUUUAAAGGUGGCAUCCCAACAUCAAUUUAUAGUAACUAUUUGUGGUAAAUGCAUAUUGAUAUUUUCUGUUUAUAGAAAAGAUAUGAGUCACAUGACCUUAUUUAAUAUAAAAGCGACGAGAGUGAUAUAAAAUUUCUGGUGGUCAUUUGUAAACGUCAAUUCUGAAUUGAAUCAAAUUAAAAGUACUGCCGCUUAGAAGUCCCCGUCCACUUAUUUAUGUAGGUAUACUAAAACAGUUUUAGGAUGAUGGCGAUAGUAAAAUUCAUUUGACAACGAAUUAUAAUUGGUAGCAAUGUAAUGCUCUCUACUUUGUGAUUCUUUUUAUUUUACAAAUAAUGUUGUGUAUUUUUUUGUUUCUAUCUCAUUUAAUUAAUCGUAGAUGUCCUAGCAUGGUUGUUCAGCGUAUAUUGUGAUCCAACAAUUUUUAGUAUUGAGUUAGAAAGAAGAUUUUCACUUUUUUGGUUUUUUCAUAAGGAAAAACCAGAGCUGAUUUUGUAGACAAUGUGACAGUUUUAUUGAAAUAUUUGCUUGAUUCUAUUUUACACGCUUUUAUCAUUAUAACAACUUCCUGUCUGUAUAUUGUGUUUAUGGAAGCAUAGUAUAAUAACAUGGAUAUUUACUUUUUUGAUAUACAUAUUUAUGUAUGCGACAAUGUAUCUCGAAAUCUCUAAGUGCUCUCAACUUAUACUCAAAAUCUUUUAUACUUUAUACUAGCAUUACAUAAAGUAAUAAUAAAUUAUAAUUUUG